GUGAUCAUUGGACCCAACUCUUUGUAUAAUAUGUUAUCUCAAUGCACAAAAGUCAACAAAUUAUGAGAACAUAAUUAUUUAUUUUAUUCUGUUUUAGUAGUUAGUCAUGUGUGUUACAUGCGCCAUAAACAACAAAUUGUUGCAAGAGUUCGGUAGCAAAAAAUUAAAUGAAUAAUUUUACUUGGUUUUAUAAUAUUUAUGUUUGCAACGAAUGCUUUAAUUUUUGAAAUUUAAUAAAUGUUAUUUUUAACAGCUAACGAACAUAAUUUUAGUCAGUGCUAAAGAUGGCUAACCGAGAUGAUUUUUACAAUUAUUUAUUUAAAUACAUCGUAGUGGGUGAUGUCGGUGUAGGAAAAACAUGCAUAACCAGGCAGUUUCUUUAUCACGAAUUUGAUACUAAACAACUAACAACAAUUGGUGUAGAUUACGGACAUAAAACAUUACCAUUAUAUGGCAGAAAAAUAAAAAUAGCUAUUUGGGACACUGCUGGACAGGAAGCUUUCAAAUCAAUUGCUAGGUCGUAUUACACAGGUGCGGCAGCAUGCGUACUUGUGUAUAAUAUUACCAAUCGAGAUUCUUUUCUGCAUGUUAGUGAAUGGUUAAAGGAAGCUCGUCUCAACUCUGGUUCAAGAAUGUUAUUUGCUUUAGUCGGCAAUAAAACAGAUCUAGAAUUGAAUAGGCAAGUAGAUCGAGUUGAAGGAGAAACAUUUUCAUAUCGUAACAGCUUGUUGUUUUUUGAAACUUCAGCAAAAACCGCGAGCAACGUAUCAGAUGUUUUUGAAGAGUUGGCACGACAAUUGUAUAGGAAGGUGCUCAGUGGUGAAAUUGAUGUCAAUCGUCCAAUGUCAGGAGUGCGUCUUGGUCGAAAAAUGAGUAAGACAGAAAUGGUAAAAACACAUGCAAACGAUUGCUGCUCUUCUAAUUAAUUUUAAGUAUUUAAAAGUUUAUUUAAAAGCAAAAAACACUUAUAGAUUAUUUAAUAGAGGCCAAUCUUUAUAAAUUUUAUUAUAUUUGUAUAGUUUUCCUUAAAAAAUAUCUUUAAAAGAGUAUUUAUUUAUUUAUUUUUUAUUUAUUAAUGGGCAUACGCCCGAAUUGGGCUCAGAACAGUUUACAUAAUCAAUACAGGUAAGAUAAUAGAUAAGAAAUCAGAAUUACAAAUUUAAAUCAGUACAUACAGAAGUUAUUAUACAAUUAUUGAUAAACAAGGAUUUUAGAAAUAAAAAAUGACAUAAACUUAUACUAAUUCAAUUAAUUACAUAAACAUCUAUAAUUAUAUUAAUGAUUUUAACCUGGCUAAGUUAUCGUAAAAAAAAUCAAAAUUAUUUAUCGAGUUGCCUAAAAUUAACAUUCUGUUGAUCUGUAUGUUAAUGGAUACGAUUUAUUUCCUUAGUUUCCUCAAUGAUUAGCCACGACAACCAUAAUUAUGACUCCUUGAAAGUUUAAUUUAAAAAUAUUUGUUAAACAAUCAAAUUAAAUAUUUUGAUAUAUUCUGAUAAUUAUCAAAAUAUUAAUCAAUCAAAUGAAAAGGUAACUUAAACAAAAUUAUUCAUAUUAUCAUUGAAAAAUCAUAAUGUAUUAUCGAAUAAAAUGUUAACAUAUGGUUAUAUAACUAGGUGUACUUAAAUAUCUAUUC
Molecule: messenger RNA, 1633 nt
Organism: Daktulosphaira vitifoliae (grape phylloxera)
Lineage: Eukaryota; Metazoa; Arthropoda; Insecta; Hemiptera; Phylloxeridae
Product: ras-related protein Rab-2A-like
Exons: 5
Coding region: 285-926 (213 amino acids)
Cellular component (GO): Golgi apparatus
Molecular function (GO): GTPase activity; GTP binding
Source: RefSeq, a predicted model, not a curated record